Messenger RNA from Jaminaea rosea, 1538 nucleotides. RefSeq lists its product as hypothetical. Lineage: Eukaryota; Fungi; Basidiomycota; Exobasidiomycetes; Microstromatales. The transcript has a single exon. The record is from RefSeq and is a predicted model, not a curated record. The coding region runs from base 132 to 1337 and encodes 401 amino acids.
GCAAGCAAUAUCUCAAGGAGCUUUCUUGUAUGCUCAGACGUCAGCUGGGCGCAUUACUGUUACCCAAACCAUCGAUAAGGAAACCAAUCUACAUCCAGAGCUCCAACCACCUGCCUCCACGUCGCGCGACCAUGGCGACAACUUCGCAGCCUCAGCAACAGGCGGCGUCCUCUUCCAACAAGGACGACGCUUCCUCCUCCUCGCCUUUCAUCCUCAAUCCGCUCACACCCUCACUCCAUAUCUACCGUCCCCAACCUCAGCCCAAGAAUGCUAAGCCCCCCUCGGGCGCCCUCACCCUCACCAGUCCGACCGCCCCUCCCCGCAUCAUCCUCAUCUUUGGCUGGAUGAACGCCCCGCUGCGUCUCGUACAGAAAUACGCUCAGCCAUACAGCACUCUGUUCCCCUCGGCAACAGUCCUUGUACUCCUCUCCACUUCCAAGGGCUACUUCCGCGAUCACGAUGGGAGCAUCGCGAAGCUCUGCUCCGUCCUUGGGGAGGAAGCGGGACGUAUGGAAGGCCGAGAAAAGAUGCGCGCAGAGAUGCGCAAGGUCGAGGGAAAGAAGGAGGAUAUCACCCUGGACGGCGAUGUACGGGCUACUGUUGCGGAAGCUGGGGAAGAAAAGCCCAAGCCGUUGGCACCAGCACCGAGGGGGAUGAUUAUCCACUCUUUCUCAGACGGAGGAGCCUCGAACCUGUGCACCUUGCUCGACCAGCUGAAGCGCAGCAGUACGGUGACGGCAGGCCUUGCGGAGCACUUGGCCACGCGCGCAUUGGUUCUGGACUCCUCCCCCUCGCUCGGCUCAGCCUGGACGGGGAGUGAUGCCUUUACCCUUCCCUUGGGAAAUCCAGCUACUCAGCCCUGGCUCGUCCGCCACGUCGUUAGGCGGCUGGCACGCGCCGUCAUCUACGUGGUGAUGCUGCUAGCGCGUUUCUGGGUGACCAAGGUGCGAGGUAGAAAGACGAGGGCAAGGAGGGUGAGGGAGGGGCUGAAUGCACCGACGAGUUGGGAAUUGGAUGAUGGGACUGAGAAGGAAGGCAAGAAGGUGGAAGGCGUACCACCGCGCCUCUACCUCUACUCGCAGAGCGACGCGCUGGUACCAUGGAGGGAUGUAGAGGCGCAUGCGAGAGAGCUAGACCCGAGCAUUGAGCCGAUUGAUGCGGAAGGCGGCGGCAGCAGCGAGGAGAAGUCAGCAGAGUCCUCGUCGAAGGACGGCACUGAGCCGGAUGCGGUUCGUCUGGUCCGCUGGAGGAAUGCGCAGCACUGCGCGAUCGUACGGCAUGACCCGGAGGGCUACUGGAAGCAGGUAGAGGCGUGGCUGAAAGAGACGCUGCGCUAAUUCCACGCCGAGAAUGAUGGAUCAUAUUGCAUGCCAGGUGGUAAUGAGCGGAUGCUGGUUUUGUUGGUCGUACAAGUACAAUGGCCCCUUGAGGCGGGCUUGUAGUCUUAUCUCGCUGUCCCUAGCCCCGUUUCUGUAAUGUAUCGUCCGCAGCCGAUCGCUCAUCCAUCAAACUCCUCGUCGAGAGAAUCAAUCGAGCCU